This is a messenger RNA of Haemonchus placei, 336 nucleotides long. NCBI's taxonomy places the organism in Eukaryota, Metazoa, Nematoda, Chromadorea, Rhabditida, Trichostrongylidae. The record is from the annotation of a GenBank genome assembly.
ACACCGUUAUUCACACUUAUCGUCGUCUCACUCAGAAUCUUUUCAGAGAUUGUAUCUCGUUUCACUGCUGCCGGUCAACGGUUUCUCAAUUGUACACGAGAAUUUGUUUUUCAUUUUCAGAAGAGUCGACCCACAUGUGACGUCAUCUACUCUUCAGCAGUCGAAUCGCACGCCAAUUGCUAUUUGGAGUGUGAUUUUUGCAAAAUUUGCAAAACCGAAAAAAUGGCGUUGUUCAGCAGCUACGACCUUAUGGAUUUCCUUUCGAUCAAAUCAGUCAAGACCAUCUUUAGGGUGUUGAAGAAAUGUGGCCUUGUGACGUGUCUGAACGUUUUUUGA